This is a messenger RNA of Mercurialis annua (annual mercury), 1935 nucleotides long. Its product is annotated as cytochrome P450 736A117-like. The coding region runs from base 200 to 1768 and encodes 522 amino acids. The transcript has 2 exons. NCBI's taxonomy places the organism in Eukaryota, Viridiplantae, Streptophyta, Magnoliopsida, Malpighiales, Euphorbiaceae. Gene Ontology annotation, molecular function: oxidoreductase activity, acting on paired donors, with incorporation or reduction of molecular oxygen; heme binding; iron ion binding. The record is from RefSeq and is a predicted model, not a curated record.
CAGUGCCUAACAUGUCUUUUUUUAUUUUGUUGUUUUGUUUUCUUGUGAACCACGUUACAUUAAACAACUACACAGAAGGCAUCUAUUGACUAUUGUCAGACUAAAAUAUGCAUACAUCUUGGCAUUGAGUUGAUCAUCACCUCCUCUUGUGUGAAAAUUCCAACACAUUAUUGUUUCCAUCAAGACAUUUCUCGGGAAAAUGUUGAGCAUCACUCAGUUGUUGAACCAGCUGAAUCCUUUUUAUGUUACAUUUUUUUCCUUCCUUUUAUUUGUUUAUCUUGUAAUCAAAUGGUUCAACUCUCCUAUUUCCGCCGGCAAAAACCUGCCGCCUUCGCCGCCAAAGCUCCCAAUAAUCGGAAACCUACACCAAGUCGAUGCAUCCCUUCACCGGUCACUUUUCUCUUUAGCUCAGCGUUACGGCCCUGAUCUUAUGCUUCUCCAAUUCGGCGUAAAAUCUGCACUUAUCGUCUCCUCCUCAGAUGCAGCAAAAGAAAUAACGAAAACACACGAUCUCGCGUUCUCAAACAGACCUAAAUUUUUCACAAUCGGGAAGCUUCUCUACAAUUACAAAGAUGUCGCGGGUGGACUGUUCGGCGACCACUGGAAGCAUAUGAAAAGUGUUCUUCUACUGCACGUAUUGAGCAACGGAAGAGUUCAAACAUAUCGAUCCGUAAGAGAAGAAGAAGUAGCUUGCCUGGUAGAGAAGAUUCAAGAAUUCUCAUCUAAAUCUUUGCCGGUGAAUCUGAGUGAAAUGUUUUCCGGUUUUACGUACGAUGUAAUAUGUAGGAUCGCGUUUGGGAGGAAAUAUAACAGCGGAGAGCACGGGGAAAAUGGUAAAAAGUUUCAGAAAUUGUUAGGGGAUUUGAUGAUUUUACUGGGGAGUUUUGAUCUUAGAGAGUUUAUUCCUUGGCUUGGAGGGAUUGUAAGUAGAUUUAAUGGAUUUGAUGCUUAUGUUGAUAGAACUGCUAAGGGUUUGGAUGAAUUUAUAGAUGGUGUUGUUGAAGAGCAUGUGAGUAGUUUAGAGAGAGGAGUAAGCUUUAAUGGCGAUGGAGUGAAGGAUUUUGUGCAGGUUUUGGUUGAGCUGCAGAAGGACACUAAAAUGGCUGCCAAUCUUGAUAAAGAAAGUAUUAAGGCUCUCAUUUUGGACAUAUUUGCCGGUGGAGCCGACACAACAUACACAGUGUUAGAAUGGACAAUGACAGAGAUCAUAAGAAACCCUAGAGUCAUGACAGAAUUACAAAACGAAGUAAACAGAGUCUCCAAUGAAAAAUCAAGCUCAUCUAAUAUAAUCACAGAAGCUGAUCUAAGCAAAAUGCAUUACCUCAAAAUGGUGAUCAAAGAGUCUCUACGGCUACACACUCCAUUUCCAUUGCUAGCCGCAAGAGAAACAAUGCAAGACGUAAAAAUCAUGGGCUACGACAUUGCCGCAGGAACCAUGGUUCUAACCAAUGCAUGGGCUAUGGCGAGAGACCCCAAGGCAUGGACCAAACCGGAAGAGUUCUGGCCUGAACGGUUCUUGAACAGUGAAGUGGAUUUCAAAGGUCAUGAUUUUGAAUUUAUUCCGUUCGGGUCUGGUAGGAGAGGGUGUCCGGGGAUUUCAUUUUCUAUGCCGAUUAUUGAGCUUGUGAUUGCUAAUCUUGUGAAGAAUUUUAAGUGGGAUUUGGCUAAUGGAGCUAAGAUAGAGGAUUUGGAUAUGGGUGAAUCUGUUGGUAUGACUGCUAGUAGGAAGAGUCCCCUUGUUGCUUCUGUAUUUCCUAUUUCUCACUAGAACACAUUUUUAGAUAGUGUUACUUUGGUCAAUUUUAGAAUGAAAUUAAUUUCAUUUAAAUGGUUCUAUUUCAAAAUUCAUUUCCAAAUGAAUUUUUGUAUUUAAUAUCAUAAACAAUAAGUAUGGAAUUUAUUUCAAAUGAAAUUAGAUGAAUUGAAUAUUGUGUA